UUUGAAAAUUUUGCAUUUUUACAACCAUGACAGAGAAAGACUGCAAACACAGCUUGGAUGAAAAACGACCUCCUUCACAUAAUGACGAAAGCCACCAUUCCAACGCAUCGACGACUGUUCCCGAGACGACACCGUCGUCGAAUCUUAUAUCCACGUUAAAGAAGCUAACAUUGUUCCUGGGUAUUUUGCUUUCGAUGUUCAUGGUCUCACUCAACACCACCGUCGUCGCUCCUGCAAUGAGUAUUAUUGCAACAGAAUUGAAUGAUCUAAGUUCUCAGACUUGGAUUGCCACAGCUUACCUUGUUGCUUUCAAUGCAUCGCAACCUCUUUCGGGAAAGUUCUCGGAUAUCUUUGGCAGGAAAAGCGUGCUUUUAUUUGGCAUUCUGCUGUUUUUCAUUGGUUCCUUGGUCAACGCGCUAUCCUACAGCAUGGGUGUCUUGAUCCCAGGACGUACCGUACAAGGUUUUGGUGGCGGCUGCGUCAUGUCGUUGGCCUUUAUCCUCAUUACCGAUCUUGCACCGUUGCAUUUACGGCCUCGGUUUCAAUCCUUGCUCACUGUCGUGUAUGGUCUUGCCAGUGUCGUUGGACCGCUGAUCGGAGGAGCAUUUGUGGAUAAAGUGGAUUGGCAUUGGGAUUUCUGGCUCAAUGUGAUCUUAUCCGCUAUUUCUUGGAUUAUUAUCUUUUUCUUGUUAAAGGAACCGACGGAUUCACUCAAUUCCUCCUUUCUAUCAAAGAUUAAGCGUAUUGAUUGGCUCGGUACUAUUUUUGCCAUCUCUUUUAUUUGCUGUUUAUUGUUAGGCCUCAAUUGGGGCGGAUCCUACGGGUGGAGCAGCGCUCACUCUGUUGGACCCUUUGUUGGUGCGGCUGUAUCACUGAUUGCUCUUGUUAUUACCGAAGGAUGGAUUGCGCCCGAACCCUUGUUACCGGCAGAGAUCAUGAUGAACCCAAGAAUUAUUGUGCUCUAUCUCUACAUUACUUGUUUGGGAGUGGGCUUCAUCGGCACACUUUAUUUCGGCCCUAUUCUUUUCCAAGCCGUCUUUGGCGCUGACAGUACGCAAUCCGGUAUUCGUCUUAUCCCCUACAUGGUGCUGCUUAUUACUGGCUCUAUUGGCAGCAGCUGGUUCAUGAUCUUGUUCCCAUAUGUCAAAUUGUAUAUUGUCAUUGGUGCUGUGAGCAACCUUCUCGGCUACGGUCUCUUUUACACUGUCAAUGAAUACAGCUCUUACAGUCAGCAAGUGGGUUUCCUUACAUUUUGCGGUUUUGCCUACGGUCUAUCGCAGACGAAUGUUAUCCUUGGUGUGCAAAUCCAGGCCGGAAAAAAGAACAUGGCAGUCGCCACAAGCUUGAAUAACUUUUUCCUCAUGCUCGCUUCAUCCGUGGGCGUGGCUGUAUACCAAGCAUUAUUCCAAAUUUUUCUGGGCAACAACCUCAAAAACGUGGAUUCCAGUAUUCUGGCUAUUGCCAACGACCACGGUGCCAUUGAAAAUUACCUGUAUAUCCGCAAUAUGCCAGAAUACGCGCAACGGCCAAUUAUUCAUGCUUACUAUCAAGCUCUUCAUACUGUCUUUAUUAUCCCCAUCGUUACAGGCGGCAUUGGUGUGAUCUGUGCUCUAUGUAUCAAAAACACCCGAUUCGGAGGACCCAAGCCGCCAAAGGAGCAAUCAAAGGACCAAAUCGAAGAAUCCAUCCCCUAAAUCAUCUUGACCCGUCCUUAACCAUGUAUUCACCUUGCAUCACUUCCUCAUAUUCACUCAUUUCAUCCAAUUACACCCAAUUACAUCCUACAGUGCAUAUCAAUAAUCUCUGCCUUUUUUCUCUGUGUUACCAUGUCUUUUAGAAAUAAUUGCAAACUCUGUAGGUUAACUAUUGAGCCAUUUUGUCCCCUACAGAAGAAAAUUACUUUGCUACACAUCAUAUAAUGCGCGCUGUAAUUCUCUUUUUGCUAUCCCGAUGCAAUUACAAGAAUAGCCUUGGUCUUCUCAUUUUUUUUCAUAAUUCGUGACCAUUUUAGUUGAAAAGUGCGUCAAUGCAG
Radiomyces spectabilis is the source of this 2032-nucleotide messenger RNA. Its product is annotated as major facilitator superfamily domain-containing protein. Bases 27 to 1694 code for a protein of 555 amino acids. Gene Ontology annotation, biological process: transmembrane transport. Lineage: Eukaryota; Fungi; Mucoromycota; Mucoromycetes; Mucorales; Radiomycetaceae. The record is from RefSeq and is a predicted model, not a curated record. Gene Ontology annotation, molecular function: transmembrane transporter activity. Gene Ontology annotation, cellular component: membrane. The transcript is spliced from 9 exons.